Messenger RNA from Belonocnema kinseyi, 2356 nucleotides. RefSeq names its product succinate--CoA ligase [GDP-forming] subunit beta, mitochondrial (gene ScsbetaG). Lineage: Eukaryota; Metazoa; Arthropoda; Insecta; Hymenoptera; Cynipidae. Gene Ontology annotation, cellular component: succinate-CoA ligase complex; mitochondrion. Gene Ontology annotation, biological process: succinyl-CoA metabolic process; tricarboxylic acid cycle. Gene Ontology annotation, molecular function: ATP binding; succinate-CoA ligase (GDP-forming) activity. The record is from RefSeq and is a predicted model, not a curated record. The transcript is spliced from 6 exons. Bases 514 to 1785 code for a protein of 423 amino acids.
CAUGCGCAACUGAUGGAGGUUAUAGGAUAAAUAGAAAUUUUGAACUAUUUAAAAAAAAGUGAGAUAUUACAUAUUAAGGUAAUGUGCCUGAAAAAAUAAACAUACUAUUAUUUCUCAAACAGCUUUCUAUGAAAAUAGUAAUGCCUCUAUAAAAAAUCAAAUGAACACGUGCCUGAAAAUGGAAACUACAUGGAAAGGCAUAUGGUCGGAUGAAAUAAGAAAAAGAGGGGUCAAAGUGUCAUAGAGGGGUUCAUGGUUCAUGCAUAAACCAGAGAUGCAUGAAGCAUGCGACGUAGUUAGACCAACGUGUUCGUUUUGUUGUUUUGUUUUGAUUAAAUCACCGGCACCUCGUAUAAAAGUCGUACAAAUCAACGAACUAAGUGAUGAGAACAGUUUCCAACACUAACAAGUAGUUCGUUGAAACCGGUUAUCAUUUGCAACUACAAGUUGUCAAGUGUUUCUUGCGAGAAAUUUGUUUUGAGCGUAAAAGUACAUUGAGGUUAAGGUUCAAACAUGUCGAGAUUAUUGGCACGUCGAGUUUUUCGGAUACAGGGUGAUUUUAAAACGUGCACACAGCUCAGAUUUGUGCCAGUGAGGAGAUUAAAUUUGCUGGAAUAUCAGAGCAAAGAGCUCCUGAAAGAUUGCGGUGUUUCUGUGCAGAACUUCGCAAUAGUGGACAAAUUGAAUAAGACCAGUUCUGCAUUAGAAAAAUUAGACACUGAUGAAUAUGUUGUUAAGGCCCAAGUUUUGGCCGGAGGUCGUGGCAAAGGAUGGUUUGAUAAUGGGUUUAAAGGUGGCGUUCACAUUACCAAAGACCCUAAAGCAGUAGAGGAAUACGUUAAGCAAAUGCUGGGUCAUCGCCUGAUAACGAAACAAACAGCAAAGGAUGGUAUACUAGUGAAUAAAAUUAUGAUAGCAGAAUCAGUGAAUAUUGCUCGCGAAACAUACGUAUGCAUUUUGAUGGAUCGUCAAUACAACGGUCCCGUACUGAUAGCAUCACCAGCAGGUGGCAUGGACAUAGAAACCGUCGCCGAGAAAACUCCAGAAUUAUUAAAAACCGUCCCACUAGAUAUUUACAACGGUAUUGACGAUCAAAUAGCAAAGGAGGUUGCUGAAUUUUUAGGCUUCAAAGAAAAAGAUGUUCUGGAGAGAGCAAUAUUUGAAUUGAAAAACUUAUGGAAACUGUUCGUUGAUAUCGACGCCCUCCAGGUUGAAAUUAAUCCUUUGGUUGAAACUUCCAAUAAACAAGUUGUGGCGGUUGAUGCAAAAAUAUCUUUCGAUGACAAUGCUCAGUUUAGGCAAAAGGAUAUUUUUGCUCUUGAGGACGACAGCGAGAAAGAUUCCAGAGAAGCGGAUGCCAUGAAAUUUAACUUAAAUUAUGUAGGCAUGGAUGGAAACAUUGGAUGCUUAGUUAACGGAGCUGGUUUAGCUAUGGCAACUAUGGAUAUAAUUAAGCUCAAUGGUGGCGAUCCAGCCAAUUUCUUAGACGUCGGUGGUGGCGUGAAAGAAGAGCAGGUUUAUCAGGCAUUCAGAAUCCUCACUGAAGAUCCCAAAGUAAAGGCGAUCCUUGUAAACGUAUUUGGUGGAAUUGUUAAUUGUGCGACGAUAGCCAGGGGAAUCGUCUCUGCUGCUCGGACUUUAGGUCUCAAGUUACCCCUGGUUGUGAGAUUAGAAGGUACGAACGUUACCGAGGCCAGAAAGAUUAUAGCGGAUUCUGGUUUGCCGAUUCUGACGGCAAGUGAUUUGGACGAAGCCGCGAAAAAGGCAGUAUCUUCUAUUAAAUAGUGAAAUGUUUACACUUAAGUUACUGCAUAUAUUUUUAAAGAGACUGGAUAACUCUAUUAGGCAGAUGGAAGUUCAUAUUACAAGAAAAGAUGCGACUGAUUUACGUAAGAACAUAUGUUUAUGCUUACUUUACUCAUGUCUCUAUGAACUGUUUUUUCUUUUACAAUUUCUAUCAAAGACACGGAAUACUUGAUCGAUUAUUUUUACGAAAAAUUUCGUAAUACUAAACAAUGGACGAUUUUUAAUUUUUUCUUUCGAAGUUAUUUAAGACUUUAAAGAAUUAAACUCUUUGAGUAGUAUUGUCACUUAUAAUAUAUACAACGCCAGUUCAUAGGCAUAUUUUCUACGCAAUUUUUUAUGUUCUGUUAUUUUUUAUGUAUAGUUCUAGUAAUCAUGCGGAUGCUAGAGAUGACUUAUUAUUCUAUAAUAUAGUAUUGUUUUUCCGGGCCGAUUCUGGUAUUGUACAUUAUAUAUUUCAAAGAUUUACUUAGUUUUGUCAGAGAAAAGGGAGAUAAAUGAUGUGAAGUGUCAACUUUAUAAUUUUUUAAAUAAAAUUUUCACCAUAAAUCUA